Molecule: messenger RNA, 4967 nt
Organism: Sebastes umbrosus (honeycomb rockfish)
Lineage: Eukaryota; Metazoa; Chordata; Actinopteri; Perciformes; Sebastidae
Gene: dync1li2
Product: dynein, cytoplasmic 1, light intermediate chain 2
Exons: 13
Coding region: 101-1579 (492 amino acids)
Biological process (GO): microtubule-based movement; microtubule cytoskeleton organization
Cellular component (GO): centrosome; cytoplasmic dynein complex
Molecular function (GO): dynein heavy chain binding
Source: RefSeq, a predicted model, not a curated record
CACCCUCCUGUCUACUUGGCUGAAGGGCGGUGCUUAGUGGAGCUCCAGCAGCAGAGCAGCAGCAGGGCCUUGCCUUUGUGGGUUGUUAGAAAGAGAGAAGAUGGCUCCCGUUCUGGAGAAACAGCUCCCGGGCUCAGCCGACAACAACAACGAAGAGGAAGAAGGACAAAACCUUUGGACCUCAAUACUGAGUGACGUUUCAACUAGAUCAAAUGCAAAGUUGCCAUCAGGAAAAAACAUUCUGAUAUUUGGCGAGGAUGGCUCAGGAAAAACGGCACUUAUGGCCAAACUUCAAGGAGCUGAUCACAACAAGAGAGGGAGGGGACUGGAGUAUCUGUACUUAAAUGUCCAUGAUGAAGACAGAGAUGACCUUACUCGCUGCAAUGUGUGGAUCCUGGAUGGAGACCUAUACCACAAAGGCCUACUUAAGUUUGCCGUUUCAGCUCAGUCACUACCUGACUGUUUAGCUGUGUUUGUUGCGGAUAUGUCACGCCCCUGGACCAUUAUGGAGUCACUGCAGAAGUGGGCCAGUGUGCUACGUGACCAUGUGGACAAGCUCAAGAUCCCUCCAGAGGACAUGAGAGAAAUGGAGCAGAAUAUGGCGAAAGCGUUCCAAGAGUACACAGAACCGGAGGACGCCGCUCCAUCCUCCCCACAGAGACGGGCCCCAACAGCAGGGGAAGACGAGGCCGUUGUGCUACCACUUGGGGACAACACACUCACACACAACCUGGGCAUUCCAGUGCUAAUAGUUUGCACAAAGUGUGACGCAAUCGGCGUACUAGAGAAGGAGCACGACUACAGAGAGGAGCACUUUGAUUUCAUCCAGUCCCACAUCAGGCAAUUUUGCCUACAGUAUGGAGCUGGUCUGAUCUAUACUUCAGUCAAAGAGGAGAAGAACCUGGAUCUGCUUUACAAAUAUCUAGUGCACAAGAUGUAUGAGUUCCAGUUCACCACACCUGCCUUAGUGGUGGAGAAGGAUGCAGUGUUCAUUCCAUCUGGAUGGGAUAAUGAGAAGAAAAUUGGGAUUUUGCAUGAAAACUUAUCAACAGUCAAACCCGGGGAUCCAUUUGAAGAUUUUAUCACGAUGCCUCCAGUACGAAAGCUGGUUCACGACAAAGAGAUAAAUGCAGAGGAUGAGCAGGUAUUCCUGAUGAAGCAACAGUCUUUGUUAGCGAAGCAGCCAGCCACGCCAACAAGAGGAGCAACAGAGUCUCCGGGACGGGCAGCUUCAGGGUCUCCCAGGCCUGCGGGUCGCACCGGCACACCCAACGUGAACAGCGGCUCACCAAUGGCUGCUGUCAAAAAGCCUGACCCUAACAUGAAAGCGGGGGCAGCCAAUGAGGGAGUGCUGGCUAACUUCUUCAACAGCCUGUUGAGUAAAAAGACGGGAGCCCCAGGGAGCCCAGGAAGCCCAGGAAGUGGAGCAGUUGGAGCUGGAGUGCAAGGGUCCGCCAAGAAAACAGGGCAGAAGCCGGGUUUGACUGAUGUCCAGGCGGAGUUGGACAGGAUGACGCGCAAACAAGAAUCCAUGGUUUCAACGAACAACAUACCACCGCCGACCGAGAACGAAGCGUGAAGGCAACAAAAACAGCUGCAUCGUCCACUGCGUUAAUACUCUGGAAAUAUACAUGUACAUGUGAGCAUAAAAAAUUGACCAAAUUCCCGAUGUCUAUAUCAGUCAGCACACACAGUGGUUUUGGUGUUGUGGUGAGAUGGGAAGAGAGAGAUAACAGAGAUAGAGGUGUUAAUGGGAUGAUAGGUGCUGAUGGCUUGGCUUUAUUUCUGUCCUCUCUUCCACUGUAAAUGUUAUUUUGUGAGGGAUGUCAGUUUAUUGAAAUGAGUGCACACUCCCUGGCAGCCCGCCUGAUGCGCUGGGCUGCAGGCCCCCCAGUUUCUGGGGUAAAACACUGUCUCCUAAUGGGUUUAAAGAGUGGAAAUGUACUGGUCACAUGGCCUCUGGUUCAGCUUAUCUCAUGGAAGGAAUUUGCGAUUGGAAAGGUAUUUAAACUUUAAAUAUAUUCAUUGAAAAAAAGUAAUUAAAAUACUUGCAAAAACUUAUGUAGUAUGUAAAAAAAUGUUGGAUAUGAUACCGAUGUAUUUAUACAAAGCUCCUCCUUUUUAUUUUAUUUUGUGCACCAUUUAUCGGUUUAAGGAAACAUUCAUCUGUAUAACAAAAACAUGUUAAAAUGCCACUGACGUCAUGACACUAAUACGACAAGUCCAGAUAGCUGAUAUCAUAUCAUUUGCCCUAUUCAUCUCGAAGGAUUCUGUAAAUAUAAAUACAAAAAAAAAAAAUCUAUUCAGGUUAACUUUGAUUUUGUAUAAAAUGCAAUUCUGUCCAAAUUCUGAAAAUAGCUUCUUUGACUAAAUGACACUGGUUGGGAUUUGAUUUUAGAGGGUUUAGAGGUUGCAAUGGAACCUUUAGCUACAGGUGUGUAUAUUUGGGGAUUGGGUUGGGCAGCAUCUUUCCUACUAUAACUCCUAAGUGCCUCGCACAGUUAGCUGUUUGUGUCAUAGUGGAGGUGCUCGUCUACGUAAGAGGAAAUGCACUGUAGCACCAUCGGUUAAAAGGUUUUUGUCCAUUUCUUGUCAUCCAAAUAAUUUAUUUCGUUUUACAUUUUUGUUAAUGUACAACAAGCCUGUGGUCUGUUAUUUUUUUCAGAAACAAGAUUUCUGUGGCCUAGUUGAUAGUGUUCAAUAGAGCAAUAGAUUGAAUGCCUUCAUACAAACUGUAAAGGCUGCUGAUAUUAAGAAGAAAUCACAUGAUGGAACUUUUGGGUCCCCCAGAAGAACCCUCAACUGUGGUUGAAACCACUCGCUUUGCAGCCAAAAGACACAAUGAUUUGCUGUGGUUUGAACAAAAUGAGAUAUGGUAUCCUUCGGUGUUUGACAGCACUGUCCUCCUUUUGGUUUCACAUGUUUUAUUCACACUGUACUUUGCAUGUCCGUUAAAACAUUCCCAGUUUCUACAUGAAGUAGCUGUAGAAACACAUCCCUGUAGUGACACCCGGUAGUCCAGUCAGGUGUUUUUGUUCAGUCUCUUUUCAGUGCCCAUUUUAAAAAUAAUGACCUUUGCCUUCAAUGUACAGCUAACAGUUUGUCACACUGGGCACCCAGCCUUCACAGGAAUGCUCCUAAUUCAUUUGUGUGUCCUUAAGGGGUUGCUUAAUUGUGUUCUGUAAUUUCUCUCUCUUUUUUUUUUUUUUUCUUAAAGUAAAACCAUAAUACUGUACCAUAUCAUUUAAAUCUGUGAUAAUAUGUAUGGUUUCAUGGCACCAUAAUCAAAAUUAAUUAGGUGUACAUUAUCAUUAAGUCUGUAUGCAAGGCCCUACUUAAUCUUAUGGAUAUCAGUAGCUUUCACAGAAUUAAUGGAAAGUGUGAAGAGAGCAGCUGUUUGCUAUUCAAAUAAUAGCAACAAAAGGAAAACUGGAGUGAAUUGGGACAUGGAACCAAAGAUGCAUGUUAUUAUUAUUACACUUUGUUCUGCUUUUCUAGUUGGUAAUCAUCCAUAAGAUUAACCAGUGGCCCUUUUUUUAUCCCACUCUUGCAUGGAGCCCUUAACUUCAGACCUGCCUAUGAACUUUUGAAUAACACCCUAUAACAAAAGGUAGAAAUGCCUUCCACUCAACCAUAUCUGGGGUUUCAUUAGUCAAAGGAAAAGAAAAACACCAUAAUUGUGUACAGUAGAUUAUGGUGAAAUCUCUGAACUGGUAGACAAAUGCAGUGCAAUUAGGGUUUAAGUUUAAAUUUGCUCUGUAAGGGAAUAACCACAAGACCAUAUUGGUGUACUCUAUGCAUGAUUUUUUAUCAAAAUGAUGCUACACACCUAUUCUGGAUUUACUUUUCAUCAAAGUGAAGCUCUUAUUGUUUUUAUUUUUCCUUUUAUUUUUUUUGUGACUGGGUGGAAUGUGCACCUGAGGGUCUGUUGCCGAAGUGGAUGAAGCACAAUUUUAAGAACAGCCAGGAGCAGCACCGCCACAUGUUGAAAUAAGCACUUUUCCUUGGACACUUGUAUCAAUUCCCUGUUGCUACAGUUAAAGAUACAGAAUGCAUAUCUUUCUUCCUUUUGCCUUGCCUUUUUAGAACGUUUAGUGAUGAACCUAGAAGUUAAUCUACACAGUAAAAAUGCAUCAUUUAUCUGCUUUUGCUGCUUAAGUUAUGGAAGGUGCCCCUGGUGGUUAACUGUGGAAUAACUGCUUUCUGUUGGUGAUAUUGUAAAUUGAAUCAAUCCUUUUUGUCAUGACACCUUUUCCUAGGGAUGUUUUUUUGGGGACAUUUUGCAGUAGAUAAACCAAAUAAAAGUCCAUUCAUUUUCUGAUUUGACCUUUUUUGCCCCUGAAACAUCCCCUUGUUUAUGUUUACAUCCUAAUUCGGCAUGUUUUGUUUGUGUUGUCAAAUAUGGCUUUGCCCAUAGACACUUUUCUGUUUUAGUUUUCAAAUGGCACCCUAACCUGACUGACCACACUGAUAUGUCAUAUCAGUAUAGAUCAUGUUUCAUAAAACAUGGCCACACUUGUUAAAUUUGGCAUUUAGCUGAGUGGAAUGGAGUGCUCUCAUGCUGCUCGGUUUCAAAGUUGCACUCACCCUUUGUAAAGGUUGGAUGUUGCUCCCAAGAUUGAAUAAUGAACAGUUGUUGUAACUUUUGUACUCAAACGUCAGUUGAAAGCAACUGCCUCUUCACAUCCUAACUGAAUUGCCUUCGACCACUAUUUACAGUCUACAUCUAUACGAGACUACGAGCUUCUGCUUCCAGUCCUUUUGUAUUCAGGAUAUCAGGACAUUGUAAGCACAUGGCUGGCUGCGUUUUUGUGUCCUGAAAUUAAUUCAGAAGUUUGAUUGUAUGACUUUUAACACAAUUCUGUAGCCUUUAAGCUGCCAUGUGGAUUCUCGCUUCUUACGCCGACAAAGAUAAGGAAAAUGUUUAUCAGACCCCUGGCUUCAAUAAAACCAAGAAUCCAAACUUU